Lampris incognitus (smalleye Pacific opah) is the source of this 573-nucleotide messenger RNA. RefSeq lists its product as uncharacterized. The coding region runs from base 1 to 573 and encodes 190 amino acids. The transcript has a single exon. Lineage: Eukaryota; Metazoa; Chordata; Actinopteri; Lampriformes; Lampridae. The record is from RefSeq and is a predicted model, not a curated record.
AUGAGCCUCGGCCCAGCCCACAGUGAUCCCUGUGAGGAACCGGAAGUAGAACGUCUACCUGUCGCUGCUCCAACUGGCCCCUCUGCCGCCGCUGCCCUCAGCAUUAUGAGCCUCGGCCCAGCCCACAGUGAUCCCUGUGAGGAACCGGAAGUAGAACGUCUACCUGUCGCUGCUCCAACUGGCCCCUCUGCCGCCGCUGCCCUCAGCGUUAUGAGCCUCGGCCCAGCCCACAGUGAGCCCUGUGAGGAACCGGAAGUAGAACGUCUACCUGUCGCUGCUCCAACUGGCCCCUCUGCCGCCGCUGCCCUCAGCAUUAUGAGCCUCGGCCCAGCCCACAGUGAUCCCUGCGAGGAACCGGAAGUAGAACGUCUACCUGUCGCUGCUCCAACUGGCCCCUCUGCCGCCGCUGCCCUCAGCGUUAUGAGCCUCGGCCCAGCCCACAGUGAGCCCUGUGAGGAACCGGAAGUAGAAUGUCUACCUGUUGCUGCUCCAACUGGCCCUUCUGCCGCCGCUACCCUCCACGUUAUGAGCCUCGGCCCAGCCCACAGUGAGCCCCGCCCCAGCCCACAGUGA